Molecule: messenger RNA, 2741 nt
Organism: Mercenaria mercenaria
Lineage: Eukaryota; Metazoa; Mollusca; Bivalvia; Venerida; Veneridae
Exons: 2
Coding region: 87-809 (240 amino acids)
Molecular function (GO): N-acetyltransferase activity
Source: RefSeq, a predicted model, not a curated record
CAGCUACAUAGUAUUCUAACACUGAUGUCAGCUUUGUAGAGAUUUUCAAACUUGUAAACUUAGUCUCUUUUUAAACUGGUUUAAAAAUGGCAGGAAUAUCGAUUUCGAAAAGCUUGACAAUGGAUAAAAAGCGAGAGGCUUUCGAAAAAGCAUGUUCAAAGUUCAGUGUUCCUGGUGUCAAACUUGUACUUAUCACGGAGGAAUACUACGAUGCCGCCUUGAAGUUUGCUCUGGAACAUUUCAUUACUCAUGAACCUUCGCAUGUAGCCUUAGGAGUGCCUUGGAAUCAAGAGGUAGAAAAGUUCUGGUUAAAGACACUACAACUCAAUCUGUCUUUGAUGUUCUUAAAUGACGAAACCGGCGAACCAAUGGCCUUCCAAAUAAUUGAUAUCGAACAGUAUGACGAUAAGAUAGACUUUGAAUCAAUUCAAACACCUGCAUAUAAGCAACUGAUUCGUUGUUGUGUUUACUGUGACGAACAGUCGGAUUUCUUCGGACAUUUCGGUAUAACGGAAACAUUUCACCUUCUCGGACUAGCAGUGGCAGAGAAAUACAAAAGGCGUGGCAUUGCAAGACAGAUGGUUAACGCAGCUAUUGACAUGAUACGGAAUUUUAGAAGUGGCCUGGUGUACGUAAAAGUAGAGGGUUCGUCCAAUUUUUCGCAGAAAAUAUUUGAAAAGGCAAACUUCGAAAUUUUAUUUGAGCUGCCUUUCGCAACGUGGGAAGUAGAUGGACAAUUUCCAAUUCAGAACACAGGUAUACACAAAACAGUGAAGGUAUAUGGUAAGAAACUGACAGUCGAGCCGUGAUAAUGAAACUGGACUUGGUGAAUUAUGCUUUGUGCAUUGUUUUAAGAACUAGUUCUAUUCAUCACCAUUUCAGUAUCCAAAAAACAAACAACAAAAAAAAAAAAGCAAACAGACGAACAAAAGAAACAACGUUACUUCCGUCGCUGAUCAAUAUAUUUUUGAACCUUUUGUAGAUGUGGCAAAAAUAUGUGAACAUCUCUUUGCAUUUUAACAUUAACGAAACGCACGUGCAUUUUUCCUGCUGAAAUGAAACUCUUGUCGCAUCCUCAACUGAUCAUUUUUCGACAGAAGCGCUUUGAGUCUAUGUCUAUGUUCUUCGGCUUAGGAAUUGAUUAUGCCAAGCUGGCGAUAGCUGUUAAAAAUAGUAAACAAUACAGAUACUCUGAUGCUAUGUGCAUCACAAAGACAGAGUAAAAAAUCUAUUUUACAGGCCUUGGUGAAUUAAACGCAGGAAGUUGAAUUAGAGCUGAUAGGUGGCAGCUGCCCAACAAAUAUUUCUAAGCUGGGACUAGUUUGCAAAGACAAAGAGAGACUGUUCCACAGACGUAUACUUCUGGGAAAAAUGAGUUUGCAUGAUAGUGUCUUUGAAUAUGUAUCAAAUAGUUCAGGUUUCUAGUUCUUCUGAGGCAAACCAAUGCGGUGCUGGAUCUUAUACAACAUUGCAACUGCACAGAUCUUGCGGCGUUCUUCCGUAGGGUAUCGAAAUAAGUUCCAAGCGCAAAUCUGUUUAGAACGAGUGCUUUAAUCGCACUUUUUCACUGCUAAAUUACAUUCUGCAUGAAAUGAGAUGGUUUUCAUGUUUAAACAAGUUUUGAAGAUCGAAACCGAAAGAAGGGGUUUAUUUGCGCGGACAAGAGCAACACUGUGCCAUUUUUAGGAUAUCAGACCACUUCACAAGAAACUAUUUAACCCCGUAUUUUCUUUUCAUUUUUUCCUAAAUUUAUGAUAGAACUUUCAUGAACAAGAGGGCCAUGAAGGCCCUGUAUAGCUCACCUGACUUACUGAUCUAAAGAUUAUCAAGAUUAACAUUCUGACCAAGUUUCAUUAAGAUAUGGACAUAAAUGUGGCCUCUAAAGUGUCAAAUAGCUUUUUCUUUGAUGUGACCUGGUGAUCUAGUGUUUGACCCUACAUGACCCAGAUUCGAACUUGACCUAUAGAUCACCAAGAUUAACAUUCUGACUAUGUUUCAUGAAGAUACAGUCAUAAAUGUGGCCUCUAGAGUGUUAACAAGCUUUUCCUUUUAACUGACCUAGUGACCUAGUUUUUGACCCUACCUGACCCAGAUUUGAAUCUGACCUAUAGAUAAUCAAGAUUAACAUACAGACCAAGUUUCAUUAAGAUAUGGUCAUAAAUGUGGCCUCUAUAGUGUAAACUAGCUUUUCCUUUGAUUUGACCCGGUGACCUAGUUUUUGAUUCUACAUGACCCAGAUUCAAACUGGACCUUGAGAUCAUUAAGAUUAACAUUCUCACCAAGCUUCAUGAAGAUACAGUCAUAAAUGUGGCCUCUGGUGACCUAGUUUUUGACCACGGUUGACCAAAUAUCAAACUCGUCCAAAAUUUUAGUAAGGGUAACAUUCUGACCAAGUUUCAUUAAGUUUGGGCCAAAAUUGUGACCUCUAGAGUGUUAACAAGCUUUUCCUUUGAUUUGACCUAGUGACCUAGUUUCUGACCCCAGAUGACCCAAUAUCGAACUCGUCCAAGACUUUAUUCGGGGUAACAUUCUGACCAAGUUUCAUUAAGUUUGGGCCAAAAUUGUGACCUCUAGAGUGUUAACAGUCAAAUUGUUGACGACGGACGACUGACGGCGGACGACUGACGGACGACGACGGACACAGGGCGAUCACAAAAGCUCACCUUUGAGCACUUCGUGCUCAGGUGAGCUAAAAACACGUGAAGAAAAAGGUGAUGUUCUAUAAAGAAACGUAAAUGGGA